UUUAUAAACCCGUCACAAAAACUGAAUCAAAAUGGCUUCCAAUCGAUUAUUUCGAAGCUGCUUUCGGAUUUGUUCCUCUAUAUCUGGAGCUAUGAAAGGAAGAGAACCUUUAAAUGGUCAUUGCAGAAUAAUAGCAGCUCUUUCUUCAAAGAGGCACUGUAGUACAAGCCAUGGGUUUCCAUCUGUUGUUGGGAGGAAUCUUCUUACUCUGAAAGACUUUACUAGUGAUGAGAUUGGAUAUCUUCUGUGGACUGCAGCUGAUCUAAAGCAAAGAAUUAAAAACGGGAAUGAGACUGUACGGCUGUUGGAAGGCAAAUCAGCUGCUCUUAUUUUCCAGAAACGUAGCACACGAACAAGAGUUUCAACAGAAACUGGUCUUGCCCUUCUUGGAGGACAUUCUGUAUUUCUCACAGACAGUGAUAUUCAUCUUGGAGUCAACGAAUCAGCUAUAGACACAGCCAAGGUUCUUUCAGGAUUCUGUGAUUUUAUCUUGGCAAGGGUAUAUGAACAGAAGGAUCUUGAAGUAAUGGCAGAACAUGCCACUAUUCCAGUUAUCAGUGGUUUAUCAGACAUGUACCACCCUAUUCAGAUACUUGCAGACCUUUUAACACUACAGGAACAUUUUGACAGCCUACAUGGCCGCACCAUUGCCUGGGUUGGAGAUGGGAACAACAUUAUUCAUUCAUUUAUGAUGGCAGCUCCAAAAUUUGGAAUGCACCUGAACAUUGCAACUCCAAAGGGCUAUGAGCCAGACAAUGAAAUCACAAAAGUUUCUCAAAGCUUUGCCCAAGAGCAAAACACAUCAGUGAACUUCACAACAGAUCCCAGAGAGGCAUGUUCCAAUGCAGAUGUGAUUGUCACUGACACAUGGGUCAGUAUGGGCCAGGAAGAAGAAAAAGCAGCAAGACUCAAAUCUUUUUCAGGCUUCCAAGUUGACACUAAGUUGAUGUCUCUUGCCAAGGAAGAGGCUGUUUUCCUCCACUGCCUGCCACGGAAACCUUACGAGGUGAGCGAUGAAGUGUUUCUUUCUGACAAGUCAUUGGUUUGGCAGGAGGCAGAAAACAGGAAGUGGACUAUAAUGGCUGUGAUGACAUGUCUGAUGAAUGAGUAUACCCCUAUUUCUCCUAUGCCAACUUUUGGAGGCAGUGAUGAUGGAGUCUAGGGGACUUUAAUCUGUAGCAAUGAUAAUUACCUCUGUCAGAGAUAAUGAAAGUAUAUUAUUAUUAUUAUUAGUUUUUUGUUUGCCUGUUGGUGUAUUUUCAACAUUUGCCUUCAAUCUUCCUAACCUCCAACAACUAUUGGUAAAACAAAUUCAUAAAAUAAGUUUAAGUGCUUUUUGAACAUAUGAAAAAAUAUGUGCUCUAUAGUUCACAGUACUUCUUCAACCUGGAUAUGUGGUCCAUAAAAGAAGGAUGUUUUAGUUAGUGGUGCUGGUAAGCAUUUCCAUUCAUGACAAAGGAAUAUUAGUAUAUUGGAUGUACUCCAAUCAGGUGAAUGGAAG
Pocillopora damicornis (cauliflower coral) is the source of this 1501-nucleotide messenger RNA. Its product is annotated as ornithine transcarbamylase, mitochondrial. The record is from RefSeq and is a predicted model, not a curated record. Lineage: Eukaryota; Metazoa; Cnidaria; Anthozoa; Scleractinia; Pocilloporidae. Gene Ontology annotation, cellular component: mitochondrion. Gene Ontology annotation, molecular function: amino acid binding; ornithine carbamoyltransferase activity. Gene Ontology annotation, biological process: L-citrulline biosynthetic process.